AUGAUGGACGAGGAGCGAAAUGCACAGUUCGGAGAGAAGGGACUCGAGGAGAACAAGGAGGUUGCUUUCGAUACCUUCGACACUGUCUCGUCCGAGGACUACGCCAAGGAGCGGGCGGCAGUAUCGUCGGCGUACGAGAUCAAGAGCAAACUCAUCAACGAGUGCUUUCAAAACGAGAUCGGGUUCGGGCGAUAUCAGUGGGGAGUGUUCAUGCUCUCCGGACUCGGAUGGAUGGCCGACAACAUCUGGUUGCAAGGUGUAGCCAUCAUCCUCCCACAGAUUCAGGUGGAGCUUCCCGUCACCCACGUCGAAUACACCACACUUGCCUUGUAUGCAGGCCUUAUCGUAGGCGCUUCCACCUGGGGCAUCAUGGCCGAUGUCGUUGGUCGGCGGCUAUCGUUCAAUAUCACGCUGUUCAUCGCCGGCGUGUUCGGGAUUGCUGCGGGUGGCGCGGGCACUUUCACCCAACUGGCGGCUUUGGUUGCUUGUAUCGGAUUUGGGGUUGGCGGCAAUCUACCUGUAGAUGGCGCUAUCUUCCUCGAAGUCAUCCCCAAAACACAUCAAUGGCUUCUGACGCUUCUAUCGGCAUGGUGGGCUCUUGGCCAGCUCUUCGCUUCUCUCGUCGCAUGGCCCCUUAUCGACAACUUCUCCUGCGCAAGUGACGCGGACCCUUGCUUGAAGGCCGAUAACAUGGGCUGGAGAUACUCCGUCUAUACAUUUGGCGGAGUCACCUUCGUGAUGUUCAUCGCGCGCUUCUUCCUGUUCAACUUACAGGAGUCUCCCAAGUUCCUUGUUGCAAAGGGGCGCGAUGAGGAGGCCAUCAAAGUGCUUGAGUACAUCGCCGCGCGCAAUGGUCGUACGAUCACUCUUACCCUCGCCAAGCUUGAAGCAGUUGGUGGCACAUCCGACCAUCCCCGCGGAUUGAGCGCCGUGGAGCUUGUCAGGCAUUCACUAUCCGAACUAUCCUUCAAGCACGUUCAGCCCCUCUUCGCAACACGUACCCUGGCAAUCAACACCAGCCUGACAAUCACUCUCUGGGGUCUGAUCGGGCUUGCAUACCCUCUCUUCAACGGCUUCAUCACGCUCUAUCUCAAGGCGCGCACAUCUGGCGGGAGCGGCAGCAUCAACGAGACCUACCGCAACUACUCCAUCAUCUCCGUCCUCGGUAUCCCCGGCUCCAUCAUCGCGUGUAUCAUCGUCGACCAAACACGACGCAGCCGAUCUGGUCUCGUCCUUGGCGGUCGCAAGUUCGCUAUGGCAGUAUCUACCGCGCUUACAGGAGUCUUCUUGUUCUUGUUCACAACGGCGACGAACCAGGCGGGUGUUCUCGGCUAUAACUGCGCGAGUGCACUCACUUCGAACGCGAUGUAUGGAGUUUUGUAUGCAUACACACCGGAGGUCUUCCCAGCGCCCCAUCGAGGAACUGGAGACGCUCUCGCCAGUGCGACGAACCGAAUAACAGGUAUCCUCGCACCUAUCAUCAAGAUUGCCCUCACCAGCGGAGAUACGACUGCCUCCAAUGCCAACGCACCCAUCUUCGUCUCUGCGAGUCUGUUCCUCGCGGCCAGCAUCGUGAUGUUGUUGCUACCCAUCGAGACCGCUGGCAAGGCCGCCUUGUAA
Peniophora sp. CBMAI 1063 is the source of this 1620-nucleotide messenger RNA. NCBI's taxonomy places the organism in Eukaryota, Fungi, Basidiomycota, Agaricomycetes, Russulales, Peniophoraceae. The record is from the annotation of a GenBank genome assembly.